AUGUAUUGUUCAGAUGAUAAAUUACCGAAAGCUAGCAAAUUAUAUUGAAUUAGAAAUUAUUUUCUAGUCUGGUUAACAGGAACGUGUCUAACCAAACCAGUGAAUUACACCAAUGACCGGAGUUUAGCUUAGCUUGCUAAUGUACAGAUUAUAGUUUUAUAGCUCCCUCAGCUGAUUCAAAAUGAUGACAGGGAGCUGAAUUCUGUGACCAGACAUUAUGACACUCUUUCACUUUGGGAACUGUUUUGCCCUGGCGUAUUUCCCUUAUUUCAUAACUUACAAGUGCAGUGGCCUUUCAGAGUACAAUGCCUUCUGGAGAUGUGUCCAGGCUGGGGCAACUUACCUGUUUGUCCAACUCUGCAAGAUGCUCUUCCUGGCUACAUUUUUCCCCACGUGGGAAGGAGGAGCUGGAGUUUAUGACUUUGUUGGGGAAUUUAUGAAGGCAACAGUGGACCUGGCAGAUCUGUUGGGCCUUCAUCUUGUGAUGUCUCGUAAUGCUGGUAAAGGAGAGUAUAAGAUCAUGGUGGCUGCCAUGGGCUGGGCAACAGCAGAACUUGUGAUGUCAAGGUGUCUUCCCCUUUGGGUGGGAGCCAGAGGGAUUGAGUUUGACUGGAAAUACAUCCAGAUGAGCUUUGACUCUAACAUUAGCUUGGUCCAUUACAUUGCCAUGGCAGCAGUGGUAUGGAUGUUCACACGAUAUGACCUUCCUAAGAGCUUCAGGCUUCCUGUUACUGUGCUGCUGGCUCUGUGUGUCUACAAGGCCUUCUUAAUGGAGUUGUUCGUCCACAUCUUCCUGUUGGGCAGUUGGACAGUGCUGUUGGUGAAAGCUGUACUGACUGGCGCCAUCUCUCUCUGCUCACUGUUUCUCUUCGUCACUUUGGUCCACAGCAACUAAGUAAAACUCAGCACCCUGGAAUAAGCCUUCAGCAGUCUUUGUGGAGCAGACUGAACAACAGGUUGCUAUAAAUCAGAAGCUGACUCUUGACACCAUUUCAGUCUUACUAUCGCACCAAAGUCUACUGAAAAGUGCUUAUCGAUGGUAGUAGUUGGACUCGUCUGAUGUACAAAACAGGCUAACGUACAAGCUGCCAACUGCUGAGCUAACCAGUUCUUCCAGUUUGCUUUGAUUGGCCUGUACUGAUCACUGAUGGAAAACACGCACUCACAGUGAAACUUUGUGACAUCAGGAGGCUUUUUAGGUUUUGUUAAAGGGUGAAUUUUGUAUCAUUAUGACCACAAAUGAAUUGAGACUUUAUAAAUAACAUAAUUCUUCUCUAUCUGUUGUCCAUUGAGCCAUGCUUAGAUUAAAUCGUAAAGUGAAUUUAUAACUGAGUGACAGUGAUAUCCACUUGAUGCUGCAUUGCCACACAUUUAUCAAUUUAUUUAUAUAUGACUAAAUAUUAAGUAGUUAAAACAUAACUGUAGCAGGAUUUUUCUCACUAUUGAAGAAAUUGUAUUAAAGAUGAAAUUAAGUUUAAUUGAAAACUGAAUGCAGCCUGUACUGAGGUCCACUCAGCAUUAUGACCACAUUAUGUUGACUUGUAAGCAUCUGUGAUUUUGACAUUAAAUUAUGUUUUUGUCUUAUCAA
Scatophagus argus is the source of this 1588-nucleotide messenger RNA. RefSeq names its product transmembrane protein 147 (gene tmem147). The coding region runs from base 218 to 895 and encodes 225 amino acids. NCBI's taxonomy places the organism in Eukaryota, Metazoa, Chordata, Actinopteri, Scatophagidae. The transcript is spliced from 8 exons. The record is from RefSeq and is a predicted model, not a curated record.